CCCCAGGGCUAUGAGUUGGGGAGACCGUGCCUGGGGUGGGGACCCUACUGGGCCAUGGGCUCUGGCCUCUGAAGGCUGGGAUCUGUGCUUUUGCCUAACCCCCAGUCUCAGGGUUUGGUUUUGAGCUAAGUGAAUGCAGGGCAUUGUUAGUGUUCCAUUGCCAGGGCCACACAGUUGGGAGGAAGGUCCUCUUGCCUGGUACCCAGGGUGACCCCGAGGAGGACACAGAGAGGUCAAGCUUGGUGGGUAGCACCCCCUCCCGCCUCCCCACCCCCAUCGCUAGGCCCACAGCCGUCACCCAGAUAGGCUGGGGAGGCUCAGGGGCGGCACAGGCCUUGUGCGCCUGCUCUGAGAGAGGCCUGCCCUGAGCUCCAGGACGCCAGAUCCAGUAGGACCUAGCCUGGGAGCCUCAGGCCCAGGUCUUCUUUGGGGCCCCCGUGAGGCAUCCAGACAGGGUUGGGGCGAAGGUUGCUGCCUUCACCCCAAGUUUCUCAGACUUGCAGAGAGAGGAGUGCCUUUCCCUGUCCCCAGCAGCACAGCUUGGGCCAGGCAGGACCUGGCUUGUCAUCAGCUACCCGUUUUGUGCCUUCAAGUCUUGGGACCGACACAAAAACGAAGCCAGGUGUCCGGGCUGCAGUGGCAGGGGCCAAGACUUUUUGGCUCUGGGCUUGUGCACAUCCCAGAGACCCCUGUACAAGGAGGGCCACUUGGCACCCAGCUCCGGCCUGGUCAGUGGCACCCAGGCCCAAGUGGUGGGGUUUCUGAUGCCUGCCAUUUGUUUUGGACUCACCCAUUUCCUUCUGUCCCUCUCCGAAACGCAGAAGGGCGCGGUGCGGAGGGCUGCUGGCCCGGGCUCUGUUGUUUGCCAGUGAGAGGAUCUGUGGGAUCCGGCUUGGGCAGUUCCCAGGCCUUUGGAUGUGGAAAUCAUUCACUGGGGUCCCCAGGAACUUUCCGUUGUGCACCUCCCCAAGUAUUUGUAACUUUUCUUUUAAAUAUCCAGGCUUAUUAAAUUGCACACACAGAAUGCUGCAUUGGCUCAGCUAUUCUUGGGAGGCCUAAUUAAUUCAGCUAUUGCAUCAAACUUUUUUUUCUGAAUCUGUGAAUAGAUGCUCCAGCCCGGUUUUCUCUGGGCGCCCCUCCAGCGGAGUGUCAGAGUCGUGGGGAGGAGGGGCUGUGGAUGGAAGCGAGGGACUGUCGCCUCUGCUUGGAGGGUGCUGCCGAGCGUGCAUUUGUGCGCGCAUGUGUGCUCAGUGGUGUCUCUGCUCCUGGCAAGGCCAGCGCCAGGGUGGCAGCGUCUGCACACCACUUCUGGGUUGGGGGAGGAUGCUGGUGGUGGGGCCGCAGACACCCCAGCAGCCCUGGGGCCCUCAAUUCAGUGGGAGAGUGGGCUGGGGCAGGCAUGGUGGUGUUCCCUGCGAGCUGGGGGCCCUUCUCUUUGGGGUGCCUGCACCGUGGCCAGCACCUGUGGCCUGAGGAAGCCGCAUGUGUGGGGAUUGUGGUGGGCUCAGGCAGAUGGGUGUGGGUUGCCUGCGGCUGAGGCCUGAGCCUGAGCCUCAGCCAGACUUAUCUCGUCUGAGCAGGGUGUGUCUGUUUGUUUUUGUCGGACUCUGGGUUGUGUGUGUGUGUUUAUGUUUAUGGUCUUUCUGUCUUCCUGGGCUUUGCUGGGGGCAGGCGGAGUGGCUGCCAGGACUGUCUGUCACAGCUGCUGCAGAGUGAUGCCCAGAUCACCUGGCUUCUCCCCCCUUGGAGCAGGUCGUGUGAUCUGGGUGCGAGGGCCCUUGGGCUCAGGGAAGGCCUGGCCCAUGCGCUGCUCUGGGAGGAGGCCCCUUGGUGCCCUGAGCCCUGGUCACGGAGCCGGGCCGACAGCCUUGUCCUGGUCAUUUCAGCCGAAGGUCUGGGCUGCCUUUCUCUUUUGAUGCCCUCCUUGGUGCUGCUCUGAAGUCUCACUUGCUGAUUAAAACACAGUUGUCCGCCAUGAUGAGGUGUGCUAAGUGCAAGUGAUUGGGGUCUCCAGGCCCCAGGGGCAAGUGAGCCCUGCCCUGGCAGUGAUGGCCUCGGCCUGGUCCCUGUGUAUUCGCCAGCUCCUGAGUCCUUCCUGACCAGGGACUGAGGAUGGCCUUGUCCUUCCCUUGGGGCACUCGCCCUGCGUGCCCCAUGGUCUCGGCAUAGUGUGGUGGGCAGGGACUGCUCCCACAGCUCUGUCACUGUGCGUUUGGGAGUUCUGGGCAGCAUUGUCCCUUUGAAUCUCCCCCAGACCGCCAUGUGCUUGUCUGUGUACGCACAGGGCGCCACGUGGGCAGAAGUGUCAGCGUCAAGGUGGGUGUGGACCCAUGGCUGGCCGACCCCUUGUCCUAGAGGGAGUGGCCGGGAAGCCCCCAGCCCCUGUUAGUCCCGGUGGGCUCCUCCCAUUCGCUUCUUGACAGCUCAUUCUCGGGAUAUGUUUUGAUUUCUUCACUUCCUUUGUAGCUUAUUUUAAUAUUUUUGAUCUGCCGAGGAUGAGGGCAGAAGGAACAAAGAAUGUACUGGAACUCUGUUUGCAGGGGCUUGCUGCUCCCAGCAGGCCUCUGGGUUGUGCUAAGCGGGGCAGCUGGAACAUCUUCCGGGUGCUAUGGCAGGGCGUGGGCGCAGUCUCCUGUCAGAGUGGGAUGGGGUCCGUGCUUCUCGGUGACCUCCCCAGGGUCCCUGGCACCCUGAUUACCUCUGCCCACCCUGCUUUGCCCAUGGCCUGGCCACGGUGGGGUCGUGGUUCCUGUGGUCGCCCUAGUGUGGAACCAAGCAGGAGGCGGGGCUCCGGCUUCUAGCCCCGGAAACCCUGUGGGCAGGCAGCCAGGCCGGAGGCCCUGGCGUGUCAACGGUGCUGUGGCAACGUGAAGGGCUGGCAGUCGUUCUUGGUGUUGCCCUGAUCACAGGGGCAGAGGAUCUGUCCUGCUCGUUUGGUGGCCGUCAGACCCUGCUUCCCUCCUGUGGUAUGGCUUAGGUGCCUGGCAAGUGACCUCUCAGGACCCCUGUGGCUGCUGUCCUGGGCAGGUGGGGUUGGUCUCACUUCCCCACUCUGUCCCUUGCUGGCUUUGUGGCCUUGAAUGAGUUGCUCAGUCUCUGUCUGCCUCAGUCUCCUCAUGUAUAAACUGGAGACUGGUGCCUCGUUGAGCUUGGGUCUUUGUGUGUCAAGUGUCACAGGCAGGGUAUGGACGGGUGGUUUUGCUGCUGGGAACGCGUGGAAAAGAGGCGCCUCUGAGCAUUCCCCGCGCCCACCCGUCGUCUCUGCGGUGGGGGCCUCUGUCCCUGUCUCUGGGGUUGUCUGCUAGCUCUGGACUACACGGGACUUGGUCCUCUUGUGGUCAGGGACUGCUCUCAGAAAGGGAGACAAUGUGGCCGUGUGCGCUGCCACUUGGCCCGCCGCCUGGGACGCGGCUCCUUGUCCCGCAGGACAUCUCGCCGGGCAACCAAGUGCUUCUCUUUCAGACUGACGACGAGGUGGUGCCUCCGACGGCGACAGUAGGCCGCUGCGUGUUCCAGAAACGGGGGCUCCUUUUAACUGCUGCUCUUGGUCGUGGACAUUCUUUGAUUGGGGAGUGGGGGUGGGUUGCUUCACAUGGCUGUUUCUCUCUCCUUCAGACGCCCAGGUUCUCAGGGAUCUUUCAGGUCCAGAGGAGGAGGAGGACGAUGACAGGAAGCAGUGCCCAGGUCAGCAAUGGGGCUUCCAGCAAGGGGUGGUUCCCGGGGCACCAGCUCCUGUCCUCAGCGCCCCAGCACGGGCUGCUUUUGGCACUCGCAAGGGUGGGUUGUGACCUGAGCCUCAGCCCCCUGGUGCAGCUCCAACCUGACAUCUUGACACUAGCUGGAAACGUCUCGACCCCCUUACACACCCUGUGCCUGAGCUGCCUCCUGUGCUGGUGCGGAGGCUGGGGUCUGGGUGGGCCGAGCCCACCCCUUGCUGGUGCUGGGAGCCUGAAGCCCUCCUGGGUGCUCAGCGGGAAGGAGGUCCCUCGGUGUUGGGCACUGGAGUCCAGGUUCUCUGUCCAGCACUGCAGUUCUGGGGGUGCUGAGAAGCUGCGUCCGCGGAGGCCUGAGGGACCCCUUCUGACAAUGAAGAUGUACAUUUACAGUUGGAAAACUUCCCCCUGUCCUGCAUGUGCGUGGGCGUCCCGACAUUGGCCCAGGCCUUGUCCUCGUCUCCCAGCCCACCCUGCAGGACAGAGACCUGGGGGCUCCUGGUGGGCAGGGGCAGGCUGUGUGUGUGAAGUCGACAGUGAGGAGGGACACGCCUUGCGCCUCUCGGGUGACAUCUCGGAGAGGCGUUGGUUUUGUCAGUUUGCUGGGAGGAGCCCGUCGUCAUCCUGUGUUGUGCUGGCGGGAGCGGGGCCGUCCCACUGCCUGUUGUGGGUUUGGCAGCCACUUCCUCCGCCCAGGCAGAUGUUGUGCUGCAGGCCAGGGGCCUCUCGGCAAGGGCUGUGUCCUCAGCUGCAGGACCUCCUCGUGCCUUCCAGCCCUGUGAGCAGCGUGGGGCCCAAGGCUCUGGGUGCCCUGCCUUGCUGCGGAGCCGGAAGUCCAGGCCGAGCUGCCCAGAGGGCGGGGAGGGUCCAUGCAGUGGAGGCCUGGCUCCGUGUUGUGUCGGUUUCUAUGGAGAGAAAACACUGUGGGCGUCAGCCGCCAGAGGAGGCUGAGUAGACCCGCUGGCGGGGUGAGGCGGGGCUGGCCGCAGUUUCCCCUUCCUGGCUCAUGGAAGCGCCUGUCUCCAGAGCUGCUGUGGGCCAGGCCGUCUCGGGGGCGGAUGCCCUGUUGGCAGGUGUGGUGCUCCUGCCGCCCCCUCCACAGACCCAGACACCCCCUUUGCCUCAAGGUCCACGUCUGUCGUGGUUGUUGGGGACUCUGUCCUACUGGGCUGUUUUGUGUCUGUGAUAAGGCCCGAGGCUGGGGUCUGUCUGCUUCCCACGCAGCCACUUCAGCGUGCGGAGACCGACUCCCAGAGGCUGCAGCUCUCCUGCCCAUCACUGUCACCCCCCAGAGCCCUGCCCUGGGGCUGGCCCUCACACAGCGUGCUUCCUCGUGCCUGACCAGGGGCUCUUGGAUGAUGCCUGAGACCCUGGUGCACUGCCACCAGGUCUCCUGGCCCUGGCCCUGCCGAGAAGUCACUCUCCCUCCUCCCAGGGUCCUCAGAGGAGCUGGCUGUGGAUUGGCACAGCAGGGAGAGGCCAUUCUCAGACUUGCCUCUUUUUGACAGUUGUCUCACAGAAACCUAGAACCCAGGUUGGUUAACGGCAGGGACAGAUCGGAAGAGAUUUGCCGGUGUGCGGGGGAGUGAGGCUGCCAGGAGGGUGCUGUGAUGCCCGGGGCAGGAACCCUUCCGCUGCAGCUUGUCUGUUGGUUGGCAGAGCUCGUGGGGCCAUCCCUGGAGGACCCGCUGUGGGGCCCGCGUGACAGUGGGUGGAUGGCAGCUCCCUCCCCGCAGCCCCUGCCCUGAGAUGAGGGCUGGCUAGCAGUGUGGACACUGGUCCUGGCCCUCGGGUGGGUAGGGGCUGCAGGCAGAGAAGAGCCAGCGGUGCUGUGAGACCCAGCACUCUCCAGGCCUGCGCUGAGGUCCUGGUGGCGAGAGAGUGGCCAUCAGCACCGGCCAUGGUUCUCCGGGCCCCACGUCCUUGGGGAGGCACAGAGACGAGUCCAGGACCCACACGCUGCCGCCCCGGACAGCUGGACCCGAAGUGGACCUUUCUGAUAAGGUGUGAGGAACGAUUUCAUUUUGUAAUUUGAGUUAACGGAACAGAGAGCUUUUUUUGUUCAUUCUGAAAUAAAGUUUUAUUUCGUGUUCGGGCUUCAUAGGGUAUUCCUGUGGCACAGUGUCAGUCUGGUUCGGAGGUCGGUGUCGUGUGGCAGUUGGCGUGCAAACUUGUCCCCAUCUGUCUAGUAAAUUUCCAUCUUCCCUGACGUCAGCGGCUUUUGACAUGCAUUUGGAAGGUGUUAACAAAUGGGCUUAAAACUCUUCCUCUGGAAGAUAUUUUUCAGACAGAUUAGAAAAGCCUGCCCAAGUUCUCGUGGCCAGCAGCAGUGGUGGCGGGAGCCCUCGCUACUCAGGUGCCCUAGGUACGCGUGGCUUCAUCAGCGCUGGUGGGCUGGUGUUUGCCGCACACUUGUGGUGCCUUCUGUUCAGAAAGGCCCUUUGCUUGCGCUUGGGCCCGGCCCCCCUUGCUUGUUAAAUCCUUUGCCCCGAGUUGUUUGGGGCGCGUGUGGUUGGGGCAUCGGUGUGGCCCUUGCCCGUCUCGAGGACUGCUGGGAGUAGCCCUGCCAAGGACACCCUGGCCCAGCAUAGGCCGGACGUGUCCCCCGGCCCUUCGUGGCAGGUGUGAGGGGAGGAGUGCCCAGGGCCAGCUAUGCAACUUGGUCCCUGCUCCAAAUGGUGGGAAAAAGUGGAUCGAGAGCUUCUUAAGUAUAAACGAAUAGCCUCUGUUCUGCGCUCCCUGUCAACUUGUCCUGGUGGUUUUCUCUUGCUAUUCAACGUCAUUUUAAAAGUUGAGAAAAAUUAGAAAUUUAAGUUAUUACUAUAAGUUUUACCAUUCAUCUUUAUAUUGUGUAACGUCAGUUUAAAAUGCAAAUGUGAGAGCAUUUAACUCGUGGAAUCACCAAAAUUGCACAAUUCAUGUUUUAUACCCGGACAUGCAUAUGGAUUUUGUUCUCACCACGGCAGUGGAGAUGCUGCACAGACUAGCGCAGCUGUUUGGUUUCAGUUCUUGUUCCUUGCUGUGGCCACACCCUCCCUCCGCUGCCGAGCGAGGCUGAGCCACAGGGCUGUGGCCGUGUCACCCUCCACCCUGGUUUACAGUGUGAGACGUUGGCGGGCAGGGAAAGUAACUGGGUGUCAAGGCUGCGGCCUCCCUGCCACGCCUGUUUCUCAGACGCGUCACCUUUGCGAAGGUGCUGGUCUGAGGAGGUGCAGCCUCGGAGCCCUGAGCCAGUGCACGGCCCAGGUGGCAGUGGACAGGCGUGUUGCGUGAGCCAACCCACUCACCUGUUCUGUACCCAUGUAGGACUUUGCUUAUAAAAUAAGAUUUUGUCAGAAGUGAAAUUGUCUAGAAUUCCAAGCUGAGGACAGUGGAGUGCCACACGCCCACGAAGCCAGCUCUGGAUUACACAGUAGAGGAGUGGAGAGUCACUUUUCUUCCCAGAUGCUGUGGCCCAGGUGUGCACGCCCAGGUGCAGCCAGCCCCACAGCAACCGUCAUCUAGACCCCACCCAGCCUUCUGUCUCUGGGGGUGCUGGGGCCCCAGGGUGGGGUGUUGGAUGUGCUCACCCUGGAGGCUCGGUUGUCUGGGCGGCCCCUGCCCCGUGUAGGGCUCCUGGUUACUUUCCCAUCCUGUGCACAGAGAAGGUCGUGUCUUCUUCCAGGUGGAGGCACCGGGAUGUUUUAAUAUAGAUUUUAAGAUGGGAAAGUAUUGGCCCUGGACAGGAAAUCUAAUUCCAAUUAGGAGAGAAAUGAAAAUCUCCAAACCUUCAAGUAGCAAUGUCUCUGAGAGGCAGGCACUUUCUGCCCAGGGUGGGGGUGGACUUGGCUCCUUCUCAAGGUGGACCCUGUGAGGGCUCUCCUUGGUCCUGGAUGGCCUCAAGGGUCCCCACCUGUGCUGAGCCCGUGAGCUGGCAGGAAGCUCAAGCUUGUGGUUUAUUUUAGAGCCGAAAUCUCUCCUCACCCCUGCAAAACUCGGGUCUAUGGAGAAUCCCACAGAGGUCACUCCCCUCCCCUCUGGGGACCUCCCAGGUGCAUCUGCGGUCCUGGCUACAGGAUGGGUGGAUGUCCAGGGAAGAGAGCUGCCCUCAUCUGGGCCACAGGCCCGGCCCCUUCCUCAGGGUCUUUGGGUGCGCCCUGUUGGUGCGUGCCCCAGCACAGGGUCCAAGCCCCCGCAGCCCCAGGCACUGCUCUCUGGGCUAUUUCUUUAAAAGUGAAUAUUCUAGAUUCCUAAAUUCAGUUUUAUUUUAAGAUUAGGAGAGAGAACAUCUCCUGUGAGGAUGGCUCUUUUCAGAGGCUGAGUUGACUGCGUUAACACGUGUGCAUGGGUGUGUGUGUGUGUGUGUGUGCUUUUCUCCGGCGGGAUGCUCUGGGAGUCACAGUGUGGGCCCUGUGGUUUCACCUGUUGUACUGAGUGGCCCUGGGAUGCUGCUGGCCCCCAGGGGCCCUUCUUGCUUUCUUUGAGUUGUGUCUGUGGGGGAUCUCACCAGCCGGAGGUUGGGGGUCAUGGCAGUGUCCUCAGGGCUCUAGCGGCAGUUGGGUGGGUGGGAACCCUUCUCCUGGGGACUGAGUUCUUCAUCUCUCAUACACUUCUGAACACAAACCAGCCCACCAACCCUGUGUCUGUCACUGAGGCGGGCCGAUAUGCUGGGAGGGUGGUGUUGACACCGAAGGAGUCCCCACCCCAUGCUUGGACCUGUGGGGCUGACCUCCUACAGGUCCCUGGGCGCCCCUGGUCCUCCCACCCCCUCGCCAGCGUGGUCAGCACAACCCUCACGUGGCACUGAACCUGGAGCCUUUGUGUGUGGAAGAUAGGGGCGUUGAACAAACGGGGGGCUGUGUUUUGUAUGGAAACCUGGCGGGCUCAGGUCUGCCAGCUCUUGAGACCCAGCUGUUCCUCCCUCCGGGGAUGGAUGCGGUGAGAGCACACCUGGGGCAGCACAAGACCAGGAUGCAGUCCCUGCAGAGCUCGGGCCUCCCAUGGGGCGAGGGUUGCUGAGGCCGGGCAGCCCUUGCUGCGUUCCCAUGUGGGCGCGGGCAGGUUGCCUCAGGUGCUGUGGCUGCUGUGGGCCGUUCUUCCCGCCAGCAUGUCAUCGCUGGCUUCCCCAUGGCUCCCUUGCGAGACCCUCCCCCUCUGAGAUCAAACGUGGCCUCAGAGCCACCAACACCCCAGCUUCACUCUGCCAAGGCCUGGAGAGAUGCACCAGCUUCUGAGACCCCUACAAAGUGCCCAAACCCAGUUCCUGGGAGGCGGGGCUGUGCCCAGAGGCCUGUGCCUACUCUGCCCCAGCUUCCUGCCGGGUGCGUCUGAGAAGUCCACAGCCUGUGGCCUUGAUGACAGGUCCAAGCAAAAGAGGGUCCUCCUCCUCUAAGUACGCUUCCAGGCCAUCUUCCCUCCAGAAGCUUCUGCCAGGCUGUCUUCUGUGGGAGGAAGUCCUCUCUGCCUGCUGCCCCAGUGUCCGUGCCUUGUGGACCCACGCACACCUUCCACAGCACCCCGCAUUGAGCCCUCACGCCUGAGGCGGAUCGUGGGACGGCUGUGUGCCCGAGCAUGGAGACCCCUGCCUGUCACAGGGUGUUAGGGUCCCUGUUGCUCGGGGCUGGUCCUGAGGGAGGGCUGUGGUGACACAGAGAAACCUGGGGUCACGGGGCAGGUGCAGGUGGGCCCAGGGCUGGCCUGGGGAGCAGGGAGCAUGGGCAGGGGGAGGUGUU
Microcebus murinus (gray mouse lemur) is the source of this 9424-nucleotide messenger RNA. The record is from RefSeq and is a predicted model, not a curated record. Lineage: Eukaryota; Metazoa; Chordata; Mammalia; Primates; Cheirogaleidae.